Mycena citricolor is the source of this 834-nucleotide messenger RNA. NCBI's taxonomy places the organism in Eukaryota, Fungi, Basidiomycota, Agaricomycetes, Agaricales, Mycenaceae. The record is from the annotation of a GenBank genome assembly.
AUGUUGGAACGGAAUCCUGAGGAAGGACGGGCCAGCAAGGUCCUCCUUCGAGAACUGUCUCGAAUGAGGGAGCGCCUCGCGGAAUUCGAGGAACGAGAGCGACGAAGGGAGAAACCCCGUCCGUUAGCAAAACUGAAAAGUCACGGAACUGGGGUGCGCACCUCGGCCUCCUCCCACAAGGAUAAAAGGCGAACGCCUGGAACGAGGGAGUCAGCCGGGUUCGUGACGAGUGUCCUAAGAGGAGUCAGCCUUCAACCUUCGGACGACGGCGGGUCGAGCUCUGAAUCAUCCCCAAGUAGCUCCGACUCUACCAGCGACGGGUCGGGUUCGCCCCCCAGUGACUCGUCCAGCGGGUCGGAGUCGGGGGAUAGUAGCUCUGGCUCCAGCUCGAGUUCUGAGUCCGAUGCCUCUAGAUCCGACUCAGAGACACCGACCAAAAGGAAGGGAAGUAAGAAGAGAGCUAAGUCGAGCACCAAGCUGAAGGGGAGAAUGCUGGUGAAACCAAGCCCCCCUGCUCGAUACGACGGGUCGGAGAACGCAGACCUGUACACUCAGUUUGUGGAUGAGGCGAAUCGAUAUUGGGAAUUAGGGAAUGUACCAAAGGCACACCGGGUCCCCAUAAUCGGCUCGUUUCUCGAUGGAGAUGCGAAAGACUUCUACAACCGAAGAAUCCGAGGCCAUGAACACAAGUGGACCCUGAAGAAGAUGCUAAGGGCCCGAUCGGGUGGAGCGCUUGUCGGACGACAUUGCCUGGACAAAUGCCUGAUGGGCAUUCAGAUGGAAUUGAUGGGCAGUCCGAGCGCUUCGGAUGCCAAGGAAGUCACAGGAGGGUGA